Spodoptera frugiperda (fall armyworm) is the source of this 1091-nucleotide messenger RNA. Its product is annotated as carbonyl reductase [NADPH] 3-like. Gene Ontology annotation, molecular function: carbonyl reductase (NADPH) activity. The transcript has 2 exons. NCBI's taxonomy places the organism in Eukaryota, Metazoa, Arthropoda, Insecta, Lepidoptera, Noctuidae. The record is from RefSeq and is a predicted model, not a curated record. Bases 213 to 1046 code for a protein of 277 amino acids.
CAAAAACAAAGAUAAAUUAUUUGCUAAAACACGUGUGAAUAACAAUUGCUUAAUCUAUAUCAACUGAGGUAAACCGCAAGUAUAAUUUUAUCAAAACUGUUGCCACAAUGAAUCGCUGUUUUUGUGUGUGAACGAGUUAACGAGUAGACCGAGGAUUCAGUGUUACAUUAUAAACAGAAUACGUUGGUAGUCUCGUUGUUUAUUUGGCUAAAAUGUCGACAAAAGUGGCUGUAGUGACGGGAGCGAAUAAAGGUAUCGGGUUCGCGAUAGUGCGCGGGCUGUGCAAGCGGUUCGAGGGCGCCGUGUAUCUGACCUCGCGCAACGUGGAGCGCGGCGCCGCGGCCGUAGCAGCACUGGAGCGUGAGGGUCUGCGCCCCCGCUACCACCAGCUCGACAUCACCGACACGCACAGCCUCGAGACCUUCAGAGACUACAUCAAAAAGAAUUACGACGGAAUCGACAUUUUAGUGAACAACGCUGGCAUCGCAUUCGGCAGAAACGCCACAGAUCCAGUAGCCAUCCAGGCUGAACAAACGUUACACGUCAAUUACUUCGCUUUGGUAACAACUUGCGAUAUUUUAUUCCCGGUUCUUAAAAAUGGUGCUAGAGUUGUCAACAUUUCCAGUUCUUAUGCUCACUUGAGCAAUAUCCCAAGUCUGGCUUUGAGGGAUAAGUUGAAAGAUGAGAAGUUGACUGUGGCAGGGUUGUCGGCUCUGAUGCAGCAGUACGUGGAUGCUGCUAAGCAAGGCACGCAGGCUGCGGAGUGGGGGAACUCCUCGCUGGUGGUGGCUAAAGUUGGAGUGACGGCGUUGAGUAACAUUCAUCAACGCAUGUAUAUGGAUAGAGACUUGAAAAUCAACUCAGUGCAUCCCGGCUAUGUGGACACGGACAUGUCGUCUCACAACGGGCCUAUGACCAUAGAUGAGGGAGCCGUAGCCCCAUUGUAUGUCGCUCUGGACGCUCCUGAUACCUUGAGAGGCCAACUGGUAUGGUUCAACAAAGACAUCGUCAGCUGGGACGGUGUUAAACCCGAUAGAGAAUUUUGAUGUAAAACCUUAUGAUUUUUUUCUUAAUAAAAUGUUGCACUUUUA